This is a messenger RNA of Recurvomyces mirabilis, 777 nucleotides long. It is a transcript of the gene NIT2, whose product is annotated as Carbon-nitrogen hydrolase. Gene Ontology annotation, molecular function: hydrolase activity, acting on carbon-nitrogen (but not peptide) bonds, in linear amides. The record is from RefSeq and is a predicted model, not a curated record. NCBI's taxonomy places the organism in Eukaryota, Fungi, Ascomycota, Dothideomycetes, Mycosphaerellales, Teratosphaeriaceae. The coding region runs from base 1 to 777 and encodes 258 amino acids. The transcript is spliced from 2 exons.
AUGGAGAACAAUCUGAAACAAUGUCGAUUCGUAAUCAAGAAGGCGGUUGAAAAAGGUGCCAAGGUCGUAUUUCUGCCAGAAGCAAGCGACUACAUCGGAGGCUCACCCGAGGAGUCCAAGCAACUAUGCAAGUCAGUCGAGCACUCGAUCUUCCUCCAAGGUCUCCAAAAGGAAGCCAAGCAACACAGCAUAGGGAUCUCAGUCGGCGUCCACGAACCCAGUGAUGACCCAGAUAGCAAGCGCAUCAAGAACACCUUACUUUACAUCGACGAGUCUGGCAAGAUCACUCAACGCUACCAGAAAUUGCACCUCUUCGACAUGGAGAUCGAGGGCGGCCCUACGAUGAAAGAGAGCAACUCGAUCGAACCCGGCAACGAGCUCCUCCCACCCUUUGACACACCAGUCGGCAAGCUAGGGUCAUGUACAUGCUUCGACCUCCGUUUCCCAGAGAUCGCACUCUUCGCGAAGCGCAAGGGUGCGGACAUCAUCGUCUACCCGUCUGCUUUCACGCCUACAACUGGUAAAGCGCACUGGGAGCCAUUGUUACGGGCACGAGCUAUCGAGACACUAUCUUAUGUCAUUGCUUCUGCGCAAGUAGGUGCUCAUAAUGAGAAGCGGUCGAGUUAUGGGCAUAGUAUUAUCAUUAGUCCGUGGGGGGAGGUGCUUGCUGAGCUGGGUGGCGAGAAGAAGGACGAGCCAGAGGUGAUCUUUGCGGAGAUAGAUCUGGAGAGGGUGAGGAAGUUGAGGACAGAAAUGCCGUUGAAGAGGAGAACGUGA